AAUUUAAAUGAACUAUGGCUAAAACAUCGAGCAAUUAUUUAUUCAAAGCACAAUUGACUUUUAUUGUGAUGGCUCACGGAAGGACACCGUCCUUGUGUUUGUAGACGUAGUCUGGUCAGGUGAGGACCGAGGACAGAAGUCCAGGUGUCUGGGAGGAUGACUUUAGUUGAUGGUGCGACUAAUGUUAGUUACGGUGCCACAAGCACUAACACCACAGUCAGCAGUCUGUCUCCAGGCUGUAGGUUGUACGCUUAAUAAAAUGGCUACCGACUCCAGUGACGUCAUUUCCGCCUUUACCCUGCGUGUGCUGGAGAUGGUCAUCUACUGCGGAGUCAUGCCCGUCCUGAUGUUGGUGGGCAUUGUCACCAACAGUCUCAGCUGCAUCGUCUUUUACAGACUCGGCUUGCGAGGGAGAAUCAACCUGUGCCUGCUGCUUCUCUCCCUUUCCGACCUGAUCUUCCUCAUCCUGCAGACGUCCAUCCGUCUGACCCUCGUGACUCUGACGUCACUGCACGGCCGGCUGGGGACUUCUGUCUGGCAGCACACGGUCACCAAAUAUCACAUUGUUAGGAAGGCAACCCUUUUUCUCUUCAUGUCCAACUUUCUGACCACGGUGGCCGCCGUGGAGCGACUGGUGAGCAUCUUAUCUCCGCUCAAGGCCCGCAACUCGUGCAGCCUGAAGGUAGUCGUCGUCGGCAUCGCCAGCGUCUUUAUCUUACUUGUCGGCUACUUCAUCAUGAAUGGGUUUGAAUUCGAGGUCAGCUGCUUUUACGACAUGGAGCUGAGUACAGUAUUGUAUGAGAUCGGGUCAUCCAGCUUCUACCUGGCCCACGCUGUAUUUUUCGACACUUUGGACAACAUCGUCGUCGUCUUUGGAUUCCCAGUGCUGUCGCUGCUGUUGGUGACGGUGUGUACGGUCGUCAUUAAGCAUCGCCUGAGGUCAGCCAAUAGCUGGCGACAGGAAGUGACCGGCAGCCAAUCGCAAGGCGGGAUGACGAUGAGCAAGGCGGAGGCAAAGCUGCACCGGAUGUUGGUGGCGGUCUGCUGUCUGCACAUCGUCUGCGUCCUGCCAGCCAUCCUGAAGGACACCCUGAAGUUCUGGCCGGAGUUCAGUCUGACCUCGAGAUUUGGAAAUUUGUUCAACACGAUUGUGGCUGUGAAGGAUGUCGCUGCCAGUGUCAACUGCGCCUUCAGGUUCGUCUUCUACGUCACACAAGGAUCGCAGUUCCGCGGAGCUCUCCUGUCUCUCCUGGGUCGCCGGAAGUCGACAAGUUCUCAAGUAGCUGGGUGAACCCGCUGUUCUCACAAACCGUGACUUAGUGAUGGGAAGUUGUGGUUGUUUGUCAAUUGACCAUUCAACUAUUUCAAGGAAAUAAAGAAAAAAG
Molecule: messenger RNA, 1385 nt
Organism: Pomacea canaliculata
Lineage: Eukaryota; Metazoa; Mollusca; Gastropoda; Architaenioglossa; Ampullariidae
Product: probable G-protein coupled receptor B0563.6
Exons: 5
Coding region: 170-1291 (373 amino acids)
Biological process (GO): G protein-coupled receptor signaling pathway
Cellular component (GO): membrane
Molecular function (GO): G protein-coupled receptor activity
Source: RefSeq, a predicted model, not a curated record